Molecule: messenger RNA, 942 nt
Organism: Penicillium alfredii
Lineage: Eukaryota; Fungi; Ascomycota; Eurotiomycetes; Eurotiales; Aspergillaceae
Exons: 4
Coding region: 1-942 (313 amino acids)
Biological process (GO): protein catabolic process in the vacuole; protein targeting to vacuole; proteasome-mediated ubiquitin-dependent protein catabolic process
Cellular component (GO): GID complex; extrinsic component of membrane
Source: RefSeq, a predicted model, not a curated record
AUGCCAACUCCGAGUGAUAACGCCUCGAUCGCCGAGGCGAUCUCCACCCGCACCUGCCCCCCAGACACCGACAGGAUCCCGGCCUGGCGAGACUCCCUCGAGUCUACAGACUCGCCUGGCGAUCCUCUCGAUAAUCCCCUCUCACCAAACAGCGCAACUGCACCGUCUGUGCUGAGUCGCUCCGACGAUGGUACUGCUCUCUUGGCGACCGAUCCGCUGAAGGUGGAGCAGAAGAUGCCCAGCACAGAUGAAGAUACAGCGCCCGCGAGAUCUAAUUCUCCGACUGAGACCUCAUGCCCUCGCAGCCAGUCGCCCGUCACGCCACCGAAUUCCUCGCUGUUGAACUAUGAAUUUUCAAAUGUUCGGCUCCUGCCCAAUCAUACUUCGUCGUUUCUUCGUUCAGGCAGUAAAUUCGUCGGCACGCAGCAAUCGGAUCGCCAAGUUUACAAUGUGGACGUCGAGAUUAAACACGUUGAUAUGGCCGAGUCCUACAUGUGCGGCUAUCUGCGCAUACAAGGACUCACCGAAGACCAUCCCACCCUGACCACAUUUUUUGAAGGCGAAAUUAUCGGCACUAAGCAUACGUUUCAGACUCGCAAUGAGGAAUGGGGCGCUUCGGAGAAAACAGACAUGCACCACUGGUCUCGGUUUCCCGCAUGGCGACCAUUGGCCAAGCAGGCCAAACGAGCCGACUUCACCUACCGCAACUUUGCUCAGCGCGAGCAUAUAUUCAUGAGGUGGAAGGAAUAUUUCCUGGUCCCCGACCAUCGAGUCCGCACAAUCUCGGGGGCCAGCUUUGAAGGGUUCUACUAUAUCUGUUUCAACCAGAUCGAAGGAACCGUGAGCGGCGUAUACUUUCAUGCAAAGAGCGAGCGAUUCCAGCAGCUUGAGCUCAAGCAUGUCGAGGAUCAUGGAUGUGCGCCAGCAGUCGAGUUCCGCUAA